Messenger RNA from Mercenaria mercenaria, 2668 nucleotides. RefSeq lists its product as uncharacterized. The coding region runs from base 849 to 1898 and encodes 349 amino acids. The record is from RefSeq and is a predicted model, not a curated record. NCBI's taxonomy places the organism in Eukaryota, Metazoa, Mollusca, Bivalvia, Venerida, Veneridae. The transcript is spliced from 2 exons.
UUAGAGUUCAGUCAAUAGCGUUCUUUAAGUUUCAUAUUUCCUAGCUUUAACAGAUGAUAUUUUCAUUAAUUUUAAAGUUAUCGUCUGUCUUUUGUCAAUACUGUUGAUGUUAAAGCUGACUGAAUAAAGGAUGGGACGCUUACAUUGUAUUCAACAUAGCCGUACGACUUAUUGUAAUCUAUAGAUAUAUCAAUGUAUUCAAUUGUACUCGACAUCGAAUUUAUAAAAUGAAAAAUGAUCUGUUUGCAUACAUUAUUUUAUCUAAAACCAGUUUAAAAUCAUAUAAAAAGCUUAAGUAAAUAUCCCUGUGUAAAUAUACUUUCAAGUAUUCAAAAUAAUUUUUUAUGGUAAUAUUUCAUUUUAUUUUUUUAAUCAUUAAAUACGGAGUUUUCGGGAAAAUAGUGAAAAUAUUAAUACUAACAGAUGUUUUCAGAAAAAUAGUGAAAAUACUAAUACUAACAGAUGUUUUCAGGAAAAUAGUGAAAAUAUUAAACUAACAGAUGUCUGUAAGCUGUUCAUCUUAUUUGAAAAUGGCAAAACUUUGAAAAAUAUAAUUUAUUACCUCAUAAUACUUAAAACACACUAACAGAUAGAUACGUUAAGUCUUCAAGUGUCAACUACUGCGUGAAGUUUGACAAAACACACGCUUGAAAUUUGAGUACAUAUAUACCACAACUUUAGGGUAUUCUUUUUCAUAAUUUAUGAUUUCGUGUAGGCGACGCUGAGGUCUAGGACUUAGGGACGAUUUCAAACUUUUAGUGAAUGAAAAUGAGUCAGUACCCGUAAAACGGUACAAUCUUUAUCAAGCUGUUACAUAACGGAGUGAAUUAUAUCAUUUGGCGAAGAACAUGGCAAGAUUUUCAUCUGGUGGAUUAAAAGUGAUAAUUUUGAUUUUAUUCAUGAUAACCUUAACUGCAUUUUGGCGAAAUUCGGGAGACGAAUCUGUAUAUAAAAGCGGAGGAACACCUUAUAUUAAAUGGGAUUAUGUCGAAAACAAGGCUGGUCUUGUAACCAGAGGAGAUGUUCAAAUGAGACGUUAUGAUUUAAGAGUUAUUGUUAUAGUGUAUAACAGAGCUCAUUCUCUUCUUAGAUUGCUAAAUUCGCUGAAUGAUGCUGAAUAUGGUUCCGAUUCCGUUAAACUCGAAGUGUGGAUAGAUAGGUCGGAUACAGGAAUUGUUGACAUACCCACUUUGCAAGCGGCUAAAACUUUUACAUUUAAACAUGGUGAAUAUGAAGUAUUACCCCACCCACAGCAUGUAGGCAUUUAUGGACAAUGGUUUACAACAUGGAGACCCGAUGUCAACAGUUCAGAAAUUGCUGUAAUUCUUGAAGACGACUUAACAGUUUCAAAAUAUUUCUGGAGAUAUUUAAAAUUGGUGCAUCAAAAGUAUGAUAAAAACCCGGACAUUAAUGGUUACUCUUUGCAAGGUUAUACAAUAACGUUCAGUGAAAAACGUCAUCACACAAUCCUGACCGGACCAAAAGAAAAUUUUGUUUUCCUUUUUCCGGUCGUUGGAGCAUGGGGAUUUUCACCAAGCACAAAAAACUGGAAUAAUUUUUUAUUCUGGCUUAAAUCUCAAGAUAUUUCAACAUAUAAACCGUAUGUCCCCGACAAUAUUGCGACGGGCUGGUAUAAGGAACUGUCUAGCAAGGGGAGAGCAAAUACAAUGUGGGAGAUUUGGCAUAUAUUCUACGCUUGGAAAAAUAAUGAGUUCACACUUUAUUGUAAUUUUCCAGGUCAUGCUGGAUUAACAACUAAUUGGAGAGAAAAAGGCUUACAUACAGUAGAAACGGAAGGAUCUUCAAACGAAUUGAUAACAGAAUGGAAGAAAGAAUACGAAAACUUCCUGGACAACAUACCCUACUUGGACCUUGCAGGAAACGUCAUUCACCGAUAAAUGGAUUUAUCACAGAAUGGAAGAUAGAUUACGAAAUCCUACUCGACAACAUAGCCUUCUUAGACAUUGCAGGAAACGUCAUUCACCGAGAAAUGGAUUAAUCACAGAAUAGAAGAUAGAAAAAGAAAUCUUACUGGACAAGAUAUUCUACAUAGAUCAUGCAGGAAACGUUUUCAGUCGUUAAAUGGAGUGACAACAGAAUGCGAUACUCUUAAAAUAAACUCAUACAUUUUUACCAGAUAUCGAAUUUGUACACCGGGAAAUCUCAUUUGUAUAAAAGAAAAACAUGUUUAGAGAUUAGAUACCCUCUAUGCUUGGUUACAUAGGUUUUGACAAUAUUUUUGCAAGUGCCUUCUUUAGUAGAACAAGGUUGAUUGGUUGGAAAUAGGCCUCCUUCUAAACAAUCUAACAUUUAUUUUACUAUUAGAUACUAGCCACAUUGCUAUUUUUUUCAGAUUAGGCAUAAAAUAAAAUACAUACUGUAAGAUAAUAUCGGCGAAUACCCAAGUCAGUUGAUAUGCACUUUAUCGUGAAAUAUACGUAAACAAAACAGUCUAUGAGAGCUUUGUUUUGUAUUGAUGUAUGCUGAAAAUGAAGCGAUUUUAAAAAAUCACUAAACAGAUUAUAAUAAGAAUUAACCGCUUCAGGAAGUCGGGUGUAUUAAUCAGUAUUUCACUAAUGUAAUUUAUUUAUUUAUUUAUAUCAUAUUACAUCAAAAUGUUUUGUAAUCAUAUAACACUCUUCUUGAAAAUAAAACAACUUACAUUUGA